AGAAAAGAGUGGAUAGAACCCAUCGAACCUGAUUGCCCUAUGGCCAACGAAUUCAGCAGCUAUAGGGCACAGCAAAUAAGUGGGCAUAACGGUUGGGUUGCCAGUAGGGAUCAGUGGGUGCCACCGUGUUGUGCGAAGAGGAUGUGUUGUGUACAAUUUCUUUCCUAGGUCCAUGUGCAGUAACCAAAGCGUCAAGCUAAUGUAACGUAUUUAAAAUUUGAUUCGCUUUCAAUUUCUCCAACGCGAUUGAAUCGCUAAAAAGUCCUGAUUAUAAAGUGGGACAAACGGCAAGAGAUUUGAUAAUGAUAGAAGGUACAUUGCUGAUAAUCUGAGACGUACGUUAUAAUUCAAAAAAUGUAACCUCAACUGCUUGGGCUUACAAAUCAAGUCAACAAUGAUAUAACUCGCUACACACAUCCCAACUCCAAUUAUGUUAGUGCAGGUUAGGCAAUUGAAAAAGGCUAAUAAAAUAACACCACAUCUUCGCGAACCAGUUGAACGCAAGAACCACAUAGAUUUCAGGAUUCCAUCAAAGCUUGUUCGAACUUGAAGUCGGGUGACGUAAGGGUGACGUUUGGGUGACGUAAGGCACUAAAAUAAAGAGCAGAGAUUAGGAGGUAGAAUUUCCACGCGUAAUUUAGUCGGAUUCGGUCCUCGCUCUAAGCAUCAUUACGCACGAAGGAAAUAUUAGGACGUCCUCGAGUUUGUAAUUGUUAUAGCUCUGUAGUUGCAAUAUUAAUUUUCAUUGCGUUCUAUGUAUGUACGUACGUGCUGUGCAAUCUUACCAGGCUGCAACAUGAAGGGUUUAUUACUGUAUUUUUAUAUUAUACUACAAAUGUGGAAAACGAUUAGUUGUGAACAGAACGUUCCUGAGGACGCAUUGUCAUCCAUCAGUUUUACGGAUGAACUAGAUGAUGCGUUAUUAUUGGAUCCAUUUUCAUUCGAUUAUGAUAGGGCAAACAAAAAAAUGACCAACAGGCAAAAGACUAAAUCGAUCAGGAACAAUAACGUUUGUACCAGUGGUCCUCAAUGUUCAAGAGAUAUUCCAAGUGAGUCGGUACAACUCCAAAGUCUACGAUCAGACAUUGAACCCGAAGGUCCUUUCAUCAAAAGGCUGAUUAACUUGUUGCUUUCAAAUGCAAAGUUGAAGGAGGAUGGUGAUGUAAUGAGUGGAUCAGUAAUUCUAUCUGGAACAAGAGCACAGAUUCAAAAACUUCGAGAAUAUGGAGAUGGUAAAGUUACGAUACGCCAAGUUGAUGCCAUUUUUAGCGAGAUUCUCACACCGGGCACUGCUGCGUUUACAGAGGCUCUCACAUUGAUUGGACACAUAUGCCUGACUAUUCAUCAAUAUAAAGGAAUCUUGAUGGCACUGUGCAUUACUAUAGUCACACUGAUGUGGAUCAGAUAUGUUAAUUGGAGUACUGGUAAAGUGAUCGUUGUCUUCUUGGCAGCUGUUUUGCUUGCAAGUUUUCUCAUGAUCUGGUCACAGCUAAUUAAGGAUAGAGAACUUGAACUGCUGACAAUGGCCAGAAAAUUCGAAAAACCUCCUGUCCAAUGUAAUCCAGAAAAAAUGUAUUUCUGGGAUAUACUACUCACUUAUCUCAAAAACAAGGAUGAAUGCUUAGAAUAUUACAAGGCGAUAGAAUCAAAUGCAUUUCUGGAAGUGACUCCGCUGGAUGCAUUGGUUGAAGUCUUCGAUAGGCUCAUACUACACCCGGCAUCACGCUGUGGAACGGUAUUUGGUGGCUUUGUAGAAAAUGCAACUAAGAAUCUGUGGUUUCCAAUGAACUGGAUUGUUACUAUUGUACUGUAUAUCAUGAUCCCUGCAAUUGUAUUGAUGCUAGCGCUUUCUGCAACUGGUGGUCAGCUGGGUGUUGCUUUUGGCCCAUUCUUCAAAUUCUUCAUAGGAAGACAACAGACUCAAGACACACCACAUUUACAGUAUGAAGAUACUACAGCUAUAGGGGGAGUUCAAAAAGUACAAAGAAAAAUACAGAUGAAUCAGUUGCAACAACAGGCUUCUCCAAAUGUUGAACGGAGGGAACCAAUCACAGUCAUCCUCAAGCUUGAAUCUAGCAAUGGAGCUGGACAAUCAACUGCAAGCAUAGUUACUCUCCCAACGAAAAAUAAUUGCUUAGCAAUAGGAGCUGGAGAUUCGCAGGCUCAAAAACAAGAAGUAAAACAGGAGGUCUGUACUACCUUUCAUGAAAACUGCUGUUGUGGGGAAUUUAAGAGUUCGAAUAUACGGCCCGUAAAAAGAGCUGAAGAUGGAGGAAAUGAUACAGCGAGUAAGAGUGAAAGCUGCAAAGAAAAGGGAGAUGGCGAUGGCUGAAUAACACUUAUUGCCUGUUGAGGUAUUCAGUAUCAACUAAUACUAUUGACUUGCUAAUAUUCGACAUGAUAAAAAUCACGUGACAUAUUACUACCUGUCAUAAAGUUUAUGUGUAUCGAUGUCCUGAAAUAUCCGGAUAUUUUUAUCUGUGUGUUACUAAUUUCAAUGUAUAGAAUGCAUGCGAAGAAACAAAUGCAUGAAUGUAUUUCUUAUUGAUUUCGUUAGCAAGAAGUUAUUGUCAUUCCCAGGCAAAUUCAUGUUGGCUGCCAGUUUUGCUCUAAAGCGAAAGUGAAGUUACCAAUAAACAUCAUUGUCAAGCCUGCGGAGAAAGAAUUCCGUAAAUUUCAUCUCGCAAAAAUGAACAAAAACGUUGAAAUGACAUGCUGUUUCAAAUUCACCAUGCUGUGAUUAUUAUUUCGGUGCCUGAUCAUUCCAUAUCAAAAUGAGGGCUUGUAAGAUUCUCGAACUAAAGUUCAUGAUUUUCGCAAAAAGUUGACCCUUAUCAGUGUGAAUUUACAUACAUUUUGUUUUUAUGCUCUCGAUGUCACUGAUGAUGUUGAUUCUUUAUAAUUAAUUUCUGCUACUAACAAUGAGCAAUAUGUACACAUAAUGAGAAUUUUUCAAUUCAGAUCUGUUGAAAUCACUUUAUAUGCACUUACAAUGGUGUUAUUGCAUAUUUUAGUUUCUCUGAUGUAUAUUUUGAAAUAUUAUUAGAUCGUUCUUUGCUAAAACUUCCUGAAAGAUUAUUUCAAGUGCUAGUACAUACCGAUACUCUAAGCUGUGAACUACCAAGGACCAUCCUUGGCUUUCUUGUUCAACACUUUUCUAAAUUUAAAAUAUUUUCGUAAACCACUUAUUCGAAUCAUGCUUCCACUCAGGGUGCAGGGCAGAGUUUCAAGGGCGCUUUUUUCCCUUUUUCUUCUGUCACCAGUGGUUCUAGUAAUCCUGAUAUGGCCCAUUCUCAUAACUCCAAUGCCGAGUAUAUUAUUUCACCUUUUUCUUUCAUAAUUUGAGUGAUCUGUCCAUGACUCGUGCUUCCAGAACGAUGUGAAUCGUUUGUUUCCUUCUCUCUUGUGUUUAAUUAUUUUUGACGACGUAGCUCGUUGGAUGAUGCCUUCAUUAUUUUAGGUAGAUAAAUUCUGAAUAAUUUGAGUAUUGUUUGCUUUAUUGGGUCCGAUUUUGUGGCCUAGCCAUAUCAAUAAAGAAUUUUAUUUUGGAUUGGCCGAUACAUACCUUAUCUUUGACGGUAUUUGUUUCUUUUGAAGCUUUUAGUAUCAAUUUCGAAUUACAGAUGUUGCGUGGUCCUGUAUACUAUGGAAAUGAAUUGACAUAGCACAGUAAUUUUAUAAUUCUUAUAUAUUGUGGUUCUCUGGUCAAGUGCCUUUAUUGGUGUAUAGUUGUUAUGGGGAUAUACCAAUAAUUGGAAUCUAUUCGAUGCCACAAUCGAUUUAAAGAACGGUAAAUGACAAAUUUUUUCUUUUCACUUUCAUAAGAAUUACAAAGAAUAAGCAUAUGCUUGACAAGAUUCUACAUCUCAGGAGGUAUUGGAUCCGAACAAACAGCAGUUCAAACUCGAAUAAUUUACACACGUGCAUCUAUUGUGAUUUUCUUAACUCCACUAAUUCCAAUUUAGCUAAACAACUACUCGUGCUUUAAUCUGACCGUGAAGCACCUUAUAUUUGAGUACGUUUACACUUGCAAAAAAGUAAUAUUUGUACAAAUGGAAUAUUAUUUAAUAAAGUUUAUCAAUAUUUUUGUA
This is a messenger RNA of Athalia rosae (coleseed sawfly), 4091 nucleotides long. RefSeq lists its product as uncharacterized. The record is from RefSeq and is a predicted model, not a curated record. NCBI's taxonomy places the organism in Eukaryota, Metazoa, Arthropoda, Insecta, Hymenoptera, Athaliidae. Gene Ontology annotation, cellular component: membrane; endoplasmic reticulum. The coding region runs from base 755 to 2332 and encodes 525 amino acids. The transcript is spliced from 9 exons. Gene Ontology annotation, molecular function: chloride channel activity.